This is a messenger RNA of Dictyostelium discoideum AX4, 858 nucleotides long. RefSeq lists its product as hypothetical. Gene Ontology annotation, biological process: formaldehyde catabolic process. The coding region runs from base 1 to 858 and encodes 285 amino acids. The record is from RefSeq and is a predicted model, not a curated record. Lineage: Eukaryota; Evosea; Eumycetozoa; Dictyosteliales; Dictyosteliaceae. Gene Ontology annotation, cellular component: cytoplasm. The transcript has 3 exons. Gene Ontology annotation, molecular function: S-formylglutathione hydrolase activity; hydrolase activity, acting on ester bonds.
AUGACUAAUAUUUCAUUAUUAUCAAAAUCUAAAUCAUUCAAUGGUGAAGUUAGAAGAUAUAGUCAUAAAUCAACAUCAUUAUCAUGUGAUAUGAAAUUUCAUGUUUAUGUACCAUCAAAAUCAUCCACUCCAUCAUCAGUACUAUGGUUCUUAUCUGGUUUAACAUGUACAGAUGAAAAUUUCAUUCAAAAAAGUGGUGCAAUUCAAUAUGCUAGUCAAAAUAAUAUAUUCUUAGUUUGUCCUGAUACUAGUCCAAGAGGUAUUACAAUUGAAAAUGCAGAAGAUAAAUGGCAAGGACCAGGAUUUGGAGCAGGAUAUUAUUUAAAUUCAACAACAGAUAAAUAUAAAGCUCAUUUCCAAAUGUUUACAUAUAUUACAAAAGAAUUAUUUGAAUUAAUUAAUAAAGAAUUCACAGAUACAAUUAAUAUUAAUAAACAUUCAAUUUUUGGUCAUUCAAUGGGUGGACUUGGAGCAAUUUCAUUAUUUAUUAAAACUAAUGGUCAAUAUAAAUCUGUUAGUGCAUUUUCACCAAUUUCAAAUCCAGUCAAUUGCGAUUGGUCUUUACAUUCAUUUAAAGAAUAUUUAGGUACAGAGAAUAAAGAAGCUUGGUUACAAUAUGAUCCUUGCCAUCUUUUGAAAAAUUAUGAUGGUAAACCAUUCGAUUUAUUAGUUGACCAAGGUUCGGCUGAUGAAUUUUUUAAUGAUUUGAAAUUUGAUAAUCUUGAAUUAGCUUGUAAAGAAAAUUCAAAAAUUAAUUUAAUUGCAAGAUUACAAGACGGUUAUAAUCAUGGUUAUUUCUAUAUCUCCACUUUUAUUAAAGAUCAUAUUGAAUAUCAUUCAAAACAUUUAAAUAAAUAA